Molecule: messenger RNA, 1131 nt
Organism: Macrosiphum euphorbiae (potato aphid)
Lineage: Eukaryota; Metazoa; Arthropoda; Insecta; Hemiptera; Aphididae
Source: the annotation of a GenBank genome assembly
AUGGAUCAUAGUGUGUGUUACAUUUCUGACAGUCAGUUAAUUAAAGAAUGCUGCAAAAUUCCAAAUAUUUCAAAAAGAGCCUAUUUAGUUGAUAGUCUCAUUAAGGCAUAUCAUCUAUCUGAUCACAUGGAUGUACUUAAAGUGAAUCCUUCGUCAUAUGAAGAUCUUAUAGGAUUCCAUUCUAGUGCAUAUGUUGAUUUCCUAAAAAAAUUAAAUGACAACAACUGUUCUCUCUCGGAUAUUGAAGAUGAAUAUGGAAUAGGUUAUGAUUGUCCAGUUGUAAAAGAUAUAUGGCAAUUUAUUACAUAUAUCUCUGGUGCUUCGUUAACUGCUGCAAAAGCAUUAACAACUAUGCAAUGCAGAUAUUCCAUCAACUGGUGUGGGGGUUGGCAUCAUGCACUAAGAGAUUCUGCUCAAGGUUUUUGUUAUGUAAAUGAUAUAGUCCUUGCCAUUGAAAUGUUAAGAAAAACAUUUGGGAAGGUGUUAUAUAUUGAUAUUGAUGUUCAUCAUGGCAAUGGUGUUGAGUAUGCAUAUAUGGCUACAGACAAAGUUCUUACGCUUUCAUUUCAUCAAUAUGAACCGGGUUUUUAUCCUACAAGUGGAUCAUUGGAUGAUAUCGGAAUAGAUAAAGGAAAAUAUUAUACUGUAAAUGUUCCACUUAAAGAAGGGAUAAAUGAUGAUAAAUACAUAACAAUGUUUCAAAAAAUUAGUAAUAUGGUGAAUAGUUCCUACAACCCAAAAUGUAUUGUUGUCCAAUGUGGAGCGGAUAGUCUAGUCGGAGACCCAAUUGGUGGAUUUAACUUGACACCAAAAGCAUUAGCGGAAUGUGUGAAAAACGUAAUGAAAUGGGAAAAACCUACAUUAUUUCUUGGCGGAGGCGGAUAUAAUGAAGCAAAUGUUGCACGUUGUUGGACAUAUUUAACUGCAAUUAUAACUGGACAAGAUGAUUUAUUGUCAAGUGAUAUACCAGAUAAUGAGUAUUUUUCGGCUUAUGGUCCAGACUUUACUUUUGAUAUCAAUCCAGGAAAUCGAAAAGAUUUUAAUUCAUUUAAUAAUUUGAAUCACAUUUUCAGUGUUAUUGCAAAUAACAUGAAAAUAGUAAAAGAAUUAGUACGCAAGCAAGAAAAAUAA